Diorhabda carinulata is the source of this 4915-nucleotide messenger RNA. RefSeq lists its product as uncharacterized. NCBI's taxonomy places the organism in Eukaryota, Metazoa, Arthropoda, Insecta, Coleoptera, Chrysomelidae. The record is from RefSeq and is a predicted model, not a curated record. The transcript has 10 exons. Bases 319 to 1647 code for a protein of 442 amino acids.
ACUCUUCGCGCACCUUUUAUAAAUAGGAUGCCGUCGACGUUGCUGGCGUUGAAGGAAAAAAUUUCAGCUUUUUCAUGCUUUAGUCGCAAACUCGGAACGGAGACAAAAGUAGUGUAUACGCGCGAGCCGUUUUUUCGUAUUUUGACCGAUCAACUUUAGCCUUAAUGAAACAAUUUGUCAUUUCUAAUUAUAUUAGAACUACGUCAAGGUAUCGUAUUAUUGAUAUUUCUCAGAAUUGUGUAUUUAUGCGGCACGAGUGCUUUUAAAAAAUGUGACGAGUUCGUGAUGUCUGUAAUGUAGUGAUACUCAACUGCCACAAUGAAUCUAAUGUUUAGGAAGACCUUCGGGGAACAGAAAGCCGGAGUGGCGGCCAUCAAAGGAAACAAGAUCAGCGUUUGUCGACAUACUAGCAAAAGGAGUCGAGAGCAAGGUUACACCGCAAUGGAGGAGCACCACUACAGGACACACUUAUUUUUCAGUCCACCUCGUUGUAGCUUUGGUGCCGCUGACGAAGAUGGUUCGCUCGAUUCAACAGGUAAUGCCCAAAGAAUGCAAAGAGCUAUAUUGCAUACAGAGCCGCGGUGCGGACCUAUGACUGGAACGGGGGGUGAAUCGCCGCCGAUGCAGUCGACCAUAUCUCCCGCAAUGACGGAGUCCGAUUUACCUCAACCUUUGGUGGUGAGGAGUCCGUCGGUGUCUCUUAUGAAGUGGCCCAAUCAAUUGCCGACGAAAGCGACACCCACCCGACAGGUGAAUUUCAAUUAUGGAAACGAAAGCAGCCAUGUAGAUGCUCAACGAGCCCUAUCUGAAUUGGAUAAGGACUGCUUCAUUAUCCCAGUCCAUAGUCUUGAUAGGUUUCUUCCUGCGGGAGUUCCGAUACCAAAACCUGUAAAUAAUAAUAGUCUAGAUAAAAAAGGAAAUCUACAUGUUAUGGAGGUGCCCGAUCCCAAGUUAUGUGUCUUAUGUCAUUUAAUGAGUCCGUUGGAGCCGGUAGAUCCCGUUUUAGAGUCCCCGUUAGUUCAACCGCUACUUAAGCAAAGGGUAAUAGCAGGGGAAUUAGUUAAUGACAUAGCACAAGCCAAAACGGCGGUUACGGGAAUGUUACUUGCCAAUAUGGAGAGGAAUGCCGAAUUUCCAUUCAUAACGUACUAUGUGAUAAAUACGUCUCAGACUAAUCCUGUGAUGUUCUACAAUAAUCUCCGCACUGCCAGUUUGAGCAAGUUCGAUCCAAGAACUACUAGAUAUACAGCUGCACAUACGCUCGAUUUAUACACAGAAGUAGCUUCAAUAUGUCGACCGCCAGUACACGAAAUCGGUAUGUCAUUACAAAAAACGCACAGUACAUCUACAGGGUAUCUCGUAUCUGUUUAUAAAGUUUUCGAAGGAGACGAUAGAGAAAAAUUUGAAAGAAACUGGUUGUACUGGACAGGAGCAAGAAUGAUCUAUCGAUAUCUACCCCACGCAGCGGGCCUUCGUCGAAUUUCGCUGCACAAAUCGCUUAGUCCGAAAGGCGACAAAAUGUACAUUUUAUUAUGCGAAUGCGCUAAUCUAUUAGAAGACGUGACAGUUUGCGCAUUGAUAUUACCUGCGCUGAGAGCAAGAUUGACGGGAUAUACAGGAUUAUUUAGACCGUUACAAACCUUUUAAUACGAAAUGGGUCCAAUCUAAUUUUAAAACUAUAGAGAUAAUAUCGGGAGGCUACUAAAAAGGUUCAAGUCUCCUUUAAUAAUUUACAGGGUGAUUUAUAAAAUUGAGCAUAAAUUUUAAUUGGUUAAGAAGUUAAGAAUCUCCAGGAGUUUCUUUAUUUCUGUCGGGCAGUUAAAUGUCUCCUUGAGGUUGGUUUUCGUAUCGAUCUGCUGGUAUGCGGUAGACUAUUCUCUGCACUCGGUAACAAUGUCCUUAACAGACCACAGGAACAUGACAACUUUCGCAGACAGGACUACUUUCUGACGACAGUAGUCUCAGUAGAGUCUCCUUAUUGUCACAGCUUCUCUCCCAAUCAAAAUGUUUAGAGGCAGAUUCUUGAAUGAGGUUGGUUAAUCUUUAGAUUAUUGGCAAGCUGUCUGACGAGCGUUUCGACGAGACUGAACACUAUCUACACCAACACUAACGAUUACACUGUGUCUGGCGCGCGUUUCGAUAACCAAGUUACCGUCUUCAGAGACUGAAGGUAAAUGUAUGUAUGUCUUUUUUACUAUGAUGUGAAGAGGAGGUUGUAGAGACACAAGUAUGACAAGCCACUCAUCAAGAUCUAUCUGCGUGUGAAAAAGUCAUGCUGAGAAAAGUUUGUGUGGAAAAAUCAAUGGAUAAAAUGAAAAUUUAGUAAUUUUUGUAAGGUUAGGAUAGGUUCUGAUAGGUUUUUCGAUAAAACUGAUGCAUUUUCACACACACAUAGAUCUCGAUGACAUCUAUCGAACAAAUGGCCAUUUUAUCUUGGAAAACAUUAUUAAUACAUAUCAGGGGUAGAAAAAUUAUGGCAUCGGUGCCAUGUGAUACGUAAAAAUUUGUUUUAUGAUACAGUAUGAAAAAAAAAAUAUAUUUUGUCCAAAUAACAAAGUGAAAACUUGUUAAUAACUAUUAUUAGUAGCUCUUGCGUGAGUUUUAUAUAUAAAUUAGGAAUUUUAGAUGUGUAUACAGUUGAAUAAUUUAAAUAAUCAUUUUUAUUGCUACACGGUUUUGUAUAAUAGUCCAGUCAAUUUUUUCGCUGUUUUGUUUUUUCAAUGGAAUAAAUAUCUUCAAUAAAGUGCCCAAAUAAGGGGAAAAUUAUCAUUGUUUCCCUUAGAAAACGUCUUGAAAACGGUCGAUCGAGCGAAAAUUUUGCAUAGAACAGAAAAAUUAGUAAAUUCCAUUAGCUUUCGAAUGAAAAAAGCAAAAAUAUGGAAUAAUUCUAAUAUUUUGCAUAAAAUUCAAUUUUAUUGGCCAGUUAAGAAAAAUUCCUGAUUUAGUCAAAAAAAAAACAAAAUUUCAAAGCAUCACUUAUUUAAAAAUACAAAGGUGUGUACAAUUUUGUAUGCGCUCGAAAAAGAAGAGUCAAAAGCUUAUAUUGACUGGACUAUAAAUAUUAAAUUGAAUUAUUAAGCUUGACUCAGGGUUUUUUAAUGUUACAUAGCCGGGCAAAAUGGACGGAGAACAUUGAAUUUAUAGUUAAAUUAAGCCUUUUAUGGAAAAUUUUUCGUAUAUUUCAUACACUACGUAAUGGCGUUUUUGGACAUAUGUCGCUAAUAUUUUGAAUGCAUAGUUUUUAUGAUAUUUUCAAAUUUACUGAUACCGGGUUUACUAUGUGAGAUAUUUAUUUAAUACAAGAUGAUAAUUUUAUACUUUCGUGGUCCCUCGUUUUUUGGCUCUAGAAAAUCGAAAAGGCAUCCGAUUUCGACGCAUUUUUUUUAAUGGUUAGUAAAUAAUUUUCAUUCGUGAAACUUCUGGCGUUAUUACACCACUCUUAGUAAAGACCCCAAAAGUCGAGUAAAAAAGUUUGACGCGUGUACCACGUGAGGUUGUUCUGAUGAAUUUUCCGGCACUUUCGGUCGAUUCUGGCGAGGUUUUUCCGACCUCCAAAACUUCUGGCGUUAUUACAACGCUCAUAUUUGAGGUUCGGACCCCACGAUCCAAGAGUUUUCACUAGUGUACCAUAUGAGGUCUUCCGGUCCAUUUUUUCAUAUCCGACUUGUACAGAGUGCCUCAAAUCCAGUUUGGUGAUGUACUAGCGCUGCUUUUUGUAGUCAGCUCUGGCACUAAUCUGCCGUGACCUCAGCACUAUCGUGUUGGCAGAAUUUACAAAUCCGUUCAGGCUAAAAUUUGGUCCAUAACAAAAAACGUAAAACGGUGAAAACUUCAUCCUCAAGUCAUACACCUUCUACAACUCAAUAAAUUCAGAUUUAUCAUAUCUACUAACAAAAAAAUACGAAUACAUUCAAAAUAUGAAGUCAUAUUUUAAAAAAUGUACAUUUUAUAUAAAAUUUAUUUCAUAAAAUUCAUACAUUCGGUGUUCUGUCCACUUUGUUGACUCUGUAUACAAACUCUAGUAUGGAACAAAUGAUCUGUGAUGUCUGAAUUUGUAUAUUAAUAAACAAAGAAUGGAUCAUUUAUAUCAUCCCAUAUUCCUCCAAUCUCCAAUCAUAGAUCUCUCUCUUAGCUAUUCCAUACUCUCCCAGGUGUAGCGCUCUGAAGUUCCUCAGGUGUUUGUUGAAACGACAGUGUUUGUCUCAACCCCUGUAGGUUAUCCCAAUAAUCGGUUUUGGUCCUAUUCACUUUGUUUUCCAGUGAUUUUUCCAUUAUUCUUUAGCUGAUGCCACAGAAGGGUUCGGAUCCCACGAAGGACUUGUUGUCUGCCUCCGCUUUAGCAGACUGCUUGAGAUGAAAAAACGUUUUUACUUUCUAUUUUGUUUACGGUAUAAUUGUUAACUUCCACGAUCUAAUGAGUUCGUACUUUCUCCCACUAAUAUAUCUAGAGCAAAAUACUGGAUCUAGAGUCUCCUAAUGAACACCUACAACUCAGUUUUCUAUUCCUUAUUCCUGCUCGAAUUCAUCUGAAGCAUCUUCAACUUAUCCAUCAAAACCUGUUCAUCGAUUCACAGCAGAGACUCGGACAGAAAUCCUGAACUCAUCGAUCGAAAUUGACAAAGUUAUUAGGCAUGUAGAAGAUAUUGAUGAUAGAUCAAAAAUUCGAGAUUCAGGUGAUUUUCGGCUACUUCGGAAUAGUGAGAUUUGUUCUUGUCAAAGAUAUUGAGAUUUAGAUGAUCCAUCGUACGCGUACUGGUUGAAAUGUCAUAAUAUUAGUCUACAUAUCAGUCCAAAACAAAAACAUGACAAAUGAGAUGCUUUUAGUGCAGUUUUUAAUGAGGUUAACAAAAGCAAUAACAGUUACAAUCACUAAAAUUGUAUUUAAAGACUUAGGAAUAUAAAGAAUUUUUUUAAA